CAUGGGCUUGUAUGUCUCGAAGAUUCAUCAAUUUUUUUAAAUGCAUGGGUUCAUCGACUCACUUAAAUCUUCAAGAAAGCUGAGACAGAGCCGAUAAUUAUGAACUCGACUGGUGUUUUAACUGAGCGUGCCUCAAACAGUUUGUAUGAAGCUGAAGUCGAAGUUAUCGACGACAACCUCACCACAAAGUUACUACCAGACUCACAGAAUACCGUUUCAGAAUUGAAAGGAAAUGGAAUUAUAGCACCCAGAGAUAGGUACCAUGUAGUCUACUAUAUAAUAGGAUUUCUAGGAAUUGGUACUCUGUUACCAUGGAAUAUGUUCAUUACAGCUAAUGGGUAUUUCAACUACAAAUACAGAGAUACGGAAAAUCACAAUGACACAACUGAAAUGCAGGAAACAUUUGAGAAUUUCUUUUCCUUGGCAGCAAUGUCAUCUAGUAUCGUGAUGUUAUUUCUGAAUGCUGCUUUGAAACAUUUAAUCUCACUAAACAUGCGUGUCUAUACUGGUUUGGUUUUCACUAUGAUUAUGUUUGCGUUCACUGCCACCAUGGUGCUGGUAAACACUGAUGAUUGGCAGUCUAUGUUCUUUGGCAUUACUUUGCUCAGUGUUAUCAUAAUAAAUUUUUCUGCUGCUUUAUUUCAAGGCAGUAUUGUGGGUUUAGCUGGUAUGUUACCACCUCAGUAUAUGCAGGCAUUGAUGAGUGGUAUGGCUGUAGCUGGUAUAUUUGCAUCAUUAGCUAGUAUCAUUUCCAUAUCAGCAAGCUCCAGUCCUAAAGUCAGUGGUUUCAGUUAUUUCUUGUCGGCUGUUGGUGUCAUCUUGUUGUCUAUCAUCUUAUUCACAGUUUUACUGAAAAUGCCAUUUUUAAAAUAUUACAUGAACAAAAAAAAUGAUCUUGGUUGUUCUACUGAAUUUAAUGUGAACGCUAAAAGCAGAAACCAAUCCAAACCACCAUUUACAUUUAUUUUAAAAAAGAUUUGGUUAAUGGCAGCGCUAGUGGUUUUAGUAUUUACAGUCACAUUGACUUGUUUCCCUUCUGUGACAUCAAGGGUAGAUUCUACACGAAGUGACAUUUCAUCGUGGACGAAUUUGUAUUUUACACCAGUGACAUGUUUUUUACUUUUUAACACUUCGGAUUACAUUGGUAGAACUCUAACAAGUUGGAUUCGAUGGCCUGAUGAAUCCGGAAUUGGUCUAACAAUAUUGGUUGUACUUAGAAUUGCAUUUAUACCACUGUUUGCAUUUUGUAAUGCAAUGCCAAGACCUCAUAGAACUCCAGUGCUAUUUGACCAUGAUGCUUAUUUCAUAACCUUUAUGAUACUAUUUGGUAUAUCCAAUGGAUAUCUAGGAACUCUCUGUAUGAUAUAUGGACCAAGGAAAGUAGCAGAUGAACAUAAAGAAACGGCUGGCACAAUGAUGGCAUUCUUUCUAGCAGUUGGCCUUGGUACUGGUGCAGCACUGUCAUUUGCAGUUACAGAGUCAAUCUAAUUUCUUCGAUCUUUCUUUAGUAACUGGAACCUUGUACAUGUGGAGAACUUUGUUUGACUUGCAAUCGUUGUGGUCAAUGGUAACCUAACACAAUUUACAAACAUUGAUUGCCAUUUACAAUUGUGAUAGACAUGGUCUGUUUAUGUCUUUAUUAGUCCAAUUUUUUUAAAGAGGCUUAACUAUAAAAGUGAUUCCCAGCAAGUAGCUCAGGUCAAUGCAGUUGCUUGUCCAUCUGCAGUAUAUAUUACUGCAAAUGUUUUUGUAACCAAAAGAUAAUAAAAUAUCCAAUGUAUAAAUCUUAUA
Messenger RNA from Saccoglossus kowalevskii, 1791 nucleotides. RefSeq names its product equilibrative nucleoside transporter 1-like. Gene Ontology annotation, molecular function: nucleoside transmembrane transporter activity. Gene Ontology annotation, biological process: nucleoside transmembrane transport. Gene Ontology annotation, cellular component: plasma membrane. The record is from RefSeq and is a predicted model, not a curated record. Lineage: Eukaryota; Metazoa; Hemichordata; Enteropneusta; Harrimaniidae.